Molecule: messenger RNA, 1327 nt
Organism: Amoebophrya sp. A25
Lineage: Eukaryota; Dinophyceae; Syndiniales; Amoebophryaceae
Source: the annotation of a GenBank genome assembly
AAGGUUUGGGGAUGAACGGCUACGCUUCUCUGGGUGAGUCAUCAUCAUAGCUGGUAGGCGCCAGUAUUUAUCCUGUUAAGCUUAAUGAAUGUCGAUCAUAUUUCAUCGUCUUUGUACUCGUCGUAGUAGAUAAAAAAUAAUCUCCAUACUUGCAUCAUUCAUCAUUUAGAAUUCAUCUAAUUCUAAAAAUGCAACCUCCUCCUGGGUUAUUGUUUCGUCCCGGACCACCUUUGCCGCCCAUUGGAAGGGAAGAUACUGUUUUCUUCGAUUUUGAUGGCGUCCUGCAUCUCAGUGUGGACGAGCGCGGAAGCCAUGUGUUGAAGGCCCGGGAUAUGCGCUCGGGGAAACAGAAAGAGUGCCCAGAUAUCAUGGAAUUUGUUAAGGAAUUUGUGUUGGCACGAGAAACGACCAGAAAUUCAUCUACUACAUGCGUUCGAUCUACCGCGACUUCUUCUUCUGCUUCUUCUAGUAGUUUGCAAAAUAGCAUCGACUCUAGUCCUCCUGGUGAAGAGGAUAUAAUUAAUAGCAUCGACCGCUCUACAACAAGAACUACGAGAAUCAUCGAAGUAUUAACGGCGAAUAAAGAAGAGAACGUCCGAGGUUUUAUGGAGCGUUAUUUUGGUAGUACAAAAGGCGUGUCGACGUUCCGCAUCACCCGGGGUGGCUGCGCGAAUCUACCUGCGUCAAAAUUCGCGGCCGUCAAACUACGUGGCUUGUCGGUGCGAAAAUUUGAAGUGAUUCAAAAACGUCUCGCGGAACAGCUGUCCAUGGGAGGAGAAGAUUUUACUUCUUCACAUGUUGAGCAAGAUAUUUUUGGUGUUGCGAAGAAUGGAUGCCAACGACCACCACGAGUCUUCAUGUUCGAUGAUAAGCUUCAGGUUUUAAGGCAAAUUCACACGAAAUUGUUGCCAGAAGAGCGAGCUCGCACGGUUUUGAUCUGGGUUCCAAAUCCUUCGCUAUAUAAAAAUGCUGCAUGUGGAGAAAAUGAAGUAGAUUACAUUGUUAAAAAGCCGGCUUUCGUGGAUAUAGUAUGCUACCGGCGAUCAUUGUUGAAGAACGAGCGGCGAGCAGAAGGUGAUGAAGAAGAUGCCUCGAGAGGAGGUGGCAGUCGUGCUGGGGAUCGUUAUAACAAUAGAAAAAGGUGGGAUGAUAGUAGAAAAAGGGAUGCAGACUCCUGCUCGAAAAAUGCAAGUACAUCCUACAAAGAGGAAGAGAAUGAUGAGAAUGAACCCGAAGCUCCACCAAAGUCAAAGAGGACGAAAGUCAAAGUAAAGUGAAUAAGAUUGUAUUUUUUGAAAGAAAGCUGCAUUACGAUGACCAACAACAU